Molecule: messenger RNA, 207 nt
Organism: Acanthocheilonema viteae
Lineage: Eukaryota; Metazoa; Nematoda; Chromadorea; Rhabditida; Onchocercidae
Source: the annotation of a GenBank genome assembly
AUGCAUCGCACGGUCUUUUUGUCAUUUCUUUUGCAAAUGUUGUUAUGCGCGCAGCUAUCCAUACCAGCAAAUGUAGAACAAAAAGCUGCGAGAGGAUUAUUCACAGCACCACUUUGCUGUGAAGCACCGUGGAAAUUCGAUUCAGAUUCAGGACAGUGCAUUCUCGACAUGGUAUACGAUCCUCCUCCUUCUCAAACAGUACCAUAA